Messenger RNA from Drosophila pseudoobscura, 2925 nucleotides. Its product is annotated as myotubularin-related protein 9. Gene Ontology annotation, cellular component: cytoplasm; membrane. Gene Ontology annotation, molecular function: phosphatidylinositol-3-phosphate phosphatase activity. The coding region runs from base 435 to 2288 and encodes 617 amino acids. NCBI's taxonomy places the organism in Eukaryota, Metazoa, Arthropoda, Insecta, Diptera, Drosophilidae. The record is from RefSeq and is a predicted model, not a curated record. The transcript has 7 exons. Gene Ontology annotation, biological process: negative regulation of autophagy; phosphatidylinositol dephosphorylation.
GGGAGUUAAGUGGGUUAAGUUGAUUUUUUUUUUAUAAAACCGCGAUAAAUACGCCGUACGGACGGGGGGCGAGCAACUAUUUUAUUAACUACUCAUUCGUGGGUACCGUGCCAUAUAUUAGCAAAGCCCAAUAUCCGUAGGAGGAGCUCUAUUGCCUGUGACGCCUCCACUGCUGUUUGGUUCAAACAUUUGUGUGGGAGGCAGCACGAAUAGGGCGCGCGGCAGCGGAAGGGGCAUAAAAGGAGGCGGAACCAGAAGCAAUCAAGUGGCAACAAAAACAACAACAACAGCAUCAUCAUCAGCAUCGUAAGUGAAAUGCAAAAAGUUAAUUAGUGUGAACGAAAUCAAAUUGGACGCCCCGAGGAGGUCGCUGCACAGCGGGUGGCUGUCGUGCCGGGUCCUGAACCCUCUUGGAAGGGGGUGGAUUGGGCGCCAUGGAAUUUGCCGAUCUGAUAAAAACCCCCAAGCUUGACGGGGUCUUCCUGCACGACCCGCAGCCCCUGCAACAUGCAAAUGCAGCAACAGUUGGAACCCUCUGCAUCACCGGCCACCAUUUGCUGCUCAGUGCGCGUCAGGAGAACAGUCAGGAGCUAUGGCUGCUGCACAAGGACAUCGACUGUGUGGAAAAGAAGCCGAGCAUGUCACAGAACGUUGUCGUUGGAGGCAUCAUCACGCUCAAGUGCAAGGAUUUGAGGAUUAUAUCGCUGGAGAUUAAGUACGCCAAAGAGUUCUUCAACGUGUCUUCCUCUCUGGAGGCGCUCAGUGCAAUCCAGAAUGCGGAGCUGCUGUACCCGUUCUUCUAUCGGCCCAUGUACAGCAUCCUGGAGGAUGGCUACACGAUGUUUAGGCCGGAGCUGGAGUUCGCCAAGCUCAUCAGUGGCGUGGGUAUGGGUGGGGUGUCUUCGCCCAACGUGGCCAACAUAACAAUUUGCAUGCCAUCAACAUCAACGUCAACGUCGAGUGUAGGCAGCAUACCCCAUCCCCUGCAGAAUGGCUAUGCGCUGGACGCAGCCGCCGCCCUAGUGGGGGGCAUCGGCAGUGGUGCCACAGUACUCGCCUGCGAAUGGCGAGUCACCAACAUCAAUAAAGACUUCAGCGUCUGUGCCACAUAUGGCGCCACGCUAAUUGUACCUAAAGCAAUUACGGACGAGCAGAUUGUGCUCUCCGCGUCGUUUCGGGAUGGCGGCCGCUUUCCCGUGCUCAGCUACAGGCACGACAAUGGCGCCACGCUGAUGCGCAGCUCCCAGCCUCUGUCCAUCCAGGGCAUCAAGCGAUGUCGCGCGGACGAAGCGAUACUGAACCUCGUGCUGGGACGCAGCAAAAAGGGCUUCAUCGUGGACACUUGGGGCAAGGGCAAGUCGAACACGGAAACGGAUCUUCAUUACUCGCAGUGGAAGAAGGUGAAUCGAUCGAUUGGCAACGUCAGCUCGCCCGCCUCUAUACUGGACAGUUUCGCGAAACUAAUCGAAGCCUGCAAUGAAACUGGCUGCAGCACUGACAAAUGGCUAUCGCGGCUCGAGGGCAGUGGCUGGCUAAGUCUGGUACUGAACUCCUUGAACGCCUCCUGUGUGGUGGCCCAGUGCCUGGACCAAGAAGGCAGUCCUGUUCUGGUGCAUGGCGCCAAAGGUUUGGACUCGACACUGAUUGUCACCUCGUUGGUGCAGAUAAUUCUGAAUCCCGAUUGCCGCACUGUCAGAGGUCUGCAGGCUUUGAUCGAACGGGAGUGGAUCCAGGCAGGACAUCCGUUCGCCUCUCGCCAUCGCUAUUCCUGCUACACGCCGCACCAGACGCGCAACAAGACUUCGGGCGCCACUUUUGUGCUGUUCUUGGAUUGCAUCUACCAGCUGUUUACCCAGUUCCCCUGCAGCUUUGAGUUCAGUACGCAGCUCUUAAUAUUGCUGUUCGAGCAUAGCUACUUUUCGCAAUACGGCACCUUCCUGUGCGACUCAGAGCGGGAGCGGCACGAACUGAAUGUUCAUACGCGAACGACCAGCCUGUGGUCGUACUUAAAUCGGCCAGAUGUCCUGCAGACCCUGCUAAAUCCCUUGUAUGAGCCGAACGCUAAUGUUAUAUGGCCAUCUGUGGCACCCAUAAGCUUGGAACUGUGGAGCGAGCUCUAUUUGCGGUGGGUGAUAGAUCAGCGCAGCGUGACAACAGUCAUGUCGCAGGUACAGGAGCUCGUAACACGCGAGAAAGAACUCAGAACUCAGGCCCUCAAACUGCGAAAACAGGCCUUGGAGCUCGGCCAGGAGGUCUCCGCACUCAUGAACAAUGCAGACACUGCAUAGUUUUGGCUACCUCAGCAGCUCUACUCUCUAUCUCUUGCAUAAUACACUUAUUUUUGAUACGUUCUGUUGCCAGAUUUAAACAAUUAUUUAAUAGCAACAACACUAAUAUUAAGUCUCACUACAAGUUCCAUUUACAACAAAUUGUGCUGAAAAAAGAACCGAAUUGAUGGAUUGGUCAUAGGAUCUGCUUUUGGAUCGAAAAAAUAACUCAAUUUAUGGACUUACGUAGAAAGUAUGUCCAAUAGUAUACCAAUCCAAUUAUACUUCUACACACCGUAACAUAUACAUAUAAAGCGAUAAAGUGAAAAAUAGUCCUGGGGCUGUAAUUUGAAAAACCCUCUCCUUUUAAUGCUGCUCUCUACUCAGAAUCUGUAAACUGGAAGCUAAAACUGCACAUGGCAAAACUAUCAAAUCUAGCAGAUAAAAUAACACUUCUUUGAGUCAAUUUUUGACGCAUUUACUUUUAUGAAAUUGUUAGCAAAUAAGUUUUUCAACAUUUAAUUACAUAUUAUAGUACUUAUUAUCAGUGUUUAAUAAUGAAUAAUGGUCUUUAGGCCGCCGUUCCGAUUAACAAAAGAAAAUUUGGCCUUUUUCGAAACAUUUGUAUGUACAUUUGAUUAAAUCGCAUAAAUUUAAA